UCUAGUCUAUGUCCUCCCUCUGUCUUUGAUAUAGGAAUACGUAUGGACUGUGGACACCUGUGCGUGCGGCAAGCACCAACUGUCUGUAUACGUGAGAGUGCAUGCGUGGGUGUCACAGCAGGCGUUUCUUUAUGAAUAGAGUAAUGGUGCUCCCGCCUUGAGUGGUUCGCGAAUCAGCGAGUGUGGAUUUCUCAGUGAAAAGUUGUGCCGGAAUUAAGUAAAAGAAUUUAGUGCUAUUAAAUGCAGCCUCAGCAGCGUACCUAUCGUUCUUCGGAAUUGACUGUGCAACUUGCUUGGUACACGCCGAACGUUCAGUACAAGGGAAAGGGAUAACAAAAACAUCUGUAUUCGAAAUAUAUAGAUAGAGAAGGUACACAGAAUCCAGUAUAGAAAUGAUAGACAAUCGCAUCUCGAUAAUCGUAGAAAUCACGAUAGAGGGAUCUUUACCACGGGAAGCGUCAUGCUACGUCGUCUAACCGCCGAAGAUCCGCAAAAAUCUCUCCCGCGAGGUAUCGCUUUUAUUCUUCUUUCAAAACCGACAGCUAAAUACGCGAGAGAUCGUGCAUCAGCCAGUUAGUCUGGCCGUUCAUCCUUUUGCCUGGUCGUCUACCCCUUCUGAACCGUCCUGACACAACGUUUAACGGGGGUAUAAAAAGAAUAAACAUGGUGGCGGCGUGAGAGAGAUAGAUAAGGAGAAUCGCGAGAAAGGAGAAGGACGGAGAAAGAGGAAGGGUGGGAGAGAGAGAGAGAAAGAAAGAGAAGUCAGCCAGCUAGCUAGCCAGCCAGCCAGUCAGUGUGCCAGAAGCGACGAACUUCGUUUCGUGCUUGCCUUUGUUUCGAUGAAAAAUAAUCUGUCGUUCCUGAACAUCCACCCAACUUUUGCAUUUAUUCAUUUAUUAUCGUCUUAACAAACGAGAACAAAGAGACGAAAGUAACAAGUUUCUCACGAUUAACGCUGAGAGAGGACGUUUCGCUUGUAAACAGUUAUCAAGGUGCGGCCACGUUCAUCGUAUUCGCGGUGUUUGCUUCGAUUUUCAUGCGUGCACGGGGUCCACGACCGAGCGUGUGAGAAAUUCAGCAUAUUGUCUGGCAACGCGGUGCGGCUCGAUUUCGAUUUUGCAGUGUCGUCGUAGGUGUGAUAAUAUGAUAUGUUGCAAUCGAAAAAAUUCGGCAUGAUUUGAUGACGACGAACGUUCGUCGAAUUGCUAUCGCGAGUAAUCUUCGUUCGAAUUGAUAUAAUGUGAACGAUUUACCUACGAACCACAGGGAAUGUCGAUGCAUGUAAAUAGAACACGUUCGUCCGUGAUCAUACGAAUAAUUAACUGCCCGAGAAGACUUGAGAAGCUGUACUUUACUAAUUAAAAUUCGUCAAUAAAAUUCUACUGCUAAAAAAGAUAUUCAUCGUAUACGACGUUCAUGACCAUCGAAUGACUUUCCAUCGAUUAUCAACGAUCAUUCGACGAGGACGAUUUACUCUUAGAAUCCUCUUCGCGACAAAUCGUUCGAAUCGAAUCGUAUAUGGCUGUUCUGAUUAACGGUUAUUACGCUUCAAGAAAGGUGAAUCUCGUCGAGAGUGAACAUCCAUUGUACGAAAAACGACAAUGUUGUUACUUUGACAGAGCUUGAUGUACAUUCUAUUCGAAAGUUUGUCGGUUGAAGAAACUUGAAAAAAAAAAAAGGAGAAAGAGGAAAAGGAAAAAAGAAAAUAUUCAAUGGAGCGAAGUCGUUCGUGUUGGCCGGCCUGGUGCCAAUAACCUCCAGUCAGAGAGGUGGUAGACAGUUUUCGCACGAUGCGUUUGCCCUCGUGCUUGAUAGAUUAUAAAAUUAGACGUUCGAAACUUCGUACGAAGGUAAAAGGAGCAUCGCGUCGUUCCAAUGCGGUAAAGAAGGUGGAGACACUGGCUGGUGAUAACGAGCGAAGGGUCAAGCGACGAAGGGAAUUAAUACAAGUCGGAUGAAUAAUUCUGAGGGGGGUAGACAGCUGUGCAUGGUAGUCAGAAGUGACGUCAGUCGUGUUGGGUUCAUAGUUCCUCUUAUUUUCAUCGUUCGAAGCCGCGCACAGAGGCCGUGCACGAAGGGGUGACAACGAAAGUGGCGAACACGCGAAAUAAAGAAAGAAAGAAAGAAAGAAUAUACCCAUCGACGACCACGUCGAGCUUUUUUAACGAUCGACGAUCGUAGUUCGCGCUUGCUACAACAAGAAGAAUCAUCACAAUUUCUAGUCCGCUGCAUUUACAUCGAGAAGUCUUUUUUUUUUCUUCUUUCCUUUCUCGACGAAAUAUUUUUAGACGAUCGAUUGUAUUUCAAGCCGCACGUGCGACCGCUUCAUCGGCAUCAGGGAUCGAAUCUUAUUCGACACGCUCUUCUAAAGAAUCAAUGCGCAUUUAUCGAGCACGCAUCGCAGUUUGUUCGUAAUAUGCUUCGUAAAGUUUUAGGAGAGUUAAUUAAUAAUUUCAAGGUUCACUAAAUAGUCGUCGAGGAGACAAAGUAUAGAAAGAAAAGGAGAAGCAUUUUGCACGUUGCAAUUCAGCAGACACCGAGAACGAGACUGAAAUUCAAAUCGCAUUAAAUCCUUUAGUCGAUUAAUUUAUUCGGGGCGAACUAACUUACACGAAAAAGCUAGUUAACGAGAUCGGCAGAUUGACUAGAUUUACUCCUAUAUUAUUAUACAUAUAUAUUGUAUACAAAUAUAAAAUAAACUGACUUAGAUCUGCGAAUUCUGCAAGACGAGAAGGAAGAUCGAAGUAAGUUGAGCAAUAACAAUCGCGUUUAAUUAGUGUAUUAAUCUCAACGAACCAAUAUGUUUUUUAUCCAAACGACAAUACAUCGUGACACGUUAGAAGAAAUAAUAAUAGCCGAAAUCACGAGAGAAAGAAAACCUUAGAGAAAGAAGACACCUUAUCGAUCCGUAUCGGGGUACGAGUAAUCAUCCAAUGAUUGCUUGUUUCAUUUCCUUCGAUAAACGACCAGUUGGUCUGCCCGGGACGAAACACACGCUCGAACAUCAUCGUCAAAUGGACACAAAUGACUAGCUUAACGUUAUCUUCGAGCACGUUCGAGAUGUCCCGGUCUAGACCAAAACUGUUCGUACCCGCGAACGCGAUCUCAACGCAGACUUUCACCGCUCCGACGAGCGAAAGCAAUCAUCUACCACCCCUGAAGAGUAACACGUUAGCUUUGAAGCAGUCUGCCAGUGAAUCGUCGCCUAGUUACUUGACCCGCACCAGUCACAUGGCUGGUACUCACCUGCCGAGCUUAAGUUCCAGCGCUAACAACAGCCUGCUCAGCCUGACCGGGAACUCGGAAAGUUUAAACUUGAGCCUGAGCUCGCACACAAGCCACAACUCGAGCCACAAUUCGAGUCACAAUUCGAGUCAUAAUUCGAGUCACAAUAAUUCCAGUCAUAAUUUCACUCAUAAUUCCAGUCAUAAUUUCAGUCACACCACCACCACCACUACUACUACAGCUCACGAGUCUCAGCAUACGCAGUCAAACAGUCAAUCGAGCACCGCGUUGGUGGUGAAGAAUGGAUGUUCGAACGGAAGUUCCUGCGGCAGUGGUAUACGUAAGCCGAAGACGAUUACCGCCACGCCCGAUGUCGUGCUGAAGAUUUACGUGGAUAAGCUGACGCCUUACGAGCACCAUGAGAUCUUUAAUUAUCGGCAUAUAUACUUUAUCGGGGCGAACGCGAAAAAGAGGCCGGGGAUAAUCGGUCGGCCUCACAACAACGGCUACGACAACGAACAUGGUUCCUAUAUCCACGUGACUCACGAUCACGUGGCCUACAGGUACGAGGUGCUGAAGGUGAUCGGUAAAGGGUCGUUCGGUCAGGUUGUGAAAGCGUACGAUCACAAGAAACAGGAGCACGUUGCCCUGAAGAUGGUCAGGAACGAGAAAAGGUUCCAUCGUCAGGCACAGGAAGAAGUGAAGAUAUUGAGGAAGCUACGCGAACAAGAUAAGGACGACACGAUGAAUAUCAUUCACAUGUUCGAUUCGUUUACGUUCCGUAACCACAUGUGCAUCACCUUCGAAUUGCUCAGUAUUAACCUGUACGAGCUGAUCAAGAAGAACAAGUUCCUGGGCUUCAGUAUGCAGCUCGUGAAGAAGUUCGCGCACUCGCUGCUACAGUGCCUCGACGCUCUUUACAAGAACAGGAUCAUUCAUUGCGACAUGAAGCCGGAGAAUGUUCUUUUGAAACAACAGGGACGCAGUGGUAUCAAGGUGAUAGACUUUGGUUCGAGCUGCUACGAGAACCAACGCGUCUACACGUACAUUCAAAGUCGCUUCUAUCGCGCUCCGGAGGUGAUCCUUGGCGCUAAGUACGGUAUGCCGAUCGACAUGUGGAGCCUCGGUUGUAUCCUGGUGGAGUUGGUUACCGGUUUCCCAUUGCUACCAGGCGAAGACGAGGCGGACCAGCUAGCCUGUAUCAUCGAGUUGCUAGGCAUGCCACCGCCUCAGCUGUUAGAAUCGGCGAAACGGCGCAGGCAGUUCAUCAGCUCGAAGGGUUAUCCGCGCUAUUGCACCGUUAUAACGAUGUCCGACGGAUCGAUCGUAUUGAACGGCGGUUUCUCCAGGAAAGGCAAAGACCGUGGCCCACCGGGUUCCAGGAAUCUGAGACAGGUGUUGAAAAAUUGCGAUGACCCGUAUUUCCUGGAUUUCAUUCAUCGUUGUCUGAAAUGGGACCCGGAACAACGGCUGACACCUGGCAAAGCGUUGAAACACAUAUGGCUGCGUCGCAGGUUACCAGAGCUUCCAGAGAAAACGAACGACGCUCUGCCAGCGUUGCCGGCAGCCUCUGCGCCGCCUACCUCCGCUUCCGGCCUUCGUACUUCCGCGUCCGGUAGGAAGAGCUCGACCAAGUCGAACACCCUGCAGACCAACAAUACGGAGAACACGAACAAGGUGAAACAGUUGAACGACAUCUUCCACACAAUGUCUACCAUUUAUUCGGCGCUGCAACGUAACGACGGUGGAAGAGUAAGAGGAAAAGCCCAACCGGUAGCAACGAAUCAUCAGGCGGCAACUGUCAGCAGUCAUCCAUCUUUGAACUCUAUUAGUGGUGACGCUAGUAGUAGUGGCGGUGGUGGUGGUGACGGUAGCAGCAGUAGUACUAGUGGUGGUCAACAGCAACAGCCGCAGCCGCAGCAACAACAGCAAGCACAGCCACAGCAGCAACAGCAGCAGCAGCAACAACAGCAGCAGCAUAGUCACCAAUUGCAAGGAAAACAACAGCACAACAAUGGUUCGCACGGCUCGCACGGAUCUCAUGGUUCUCAAGGAUCCCAUGGUUCUCAUGGAUCGCACGGAUCCAACGGAUGGAGCAUAUCGUUCCUCGAGUGGCUGGAAACGGUGGACAAUGAUUAGCAAGGACAUUCUCGAGGAACCGAGACGAUUCAUAAGAAAUACGAGGUCAGCCUUACUACCUUUUUCUAACACGUUUACCGUGUGAUCGAUACCGUGAUCGUUGGCCUCGUGUCUCGUUGACUCGUCGGAUAAUCGUCUGUCUCGACGGUCGUCUUUCGACGCGUUGUCACAACUCGUUGUCGAACGAUACCGGGAUGUACUAAUGGUGUUCCUGCCUGUGGUAAUAUAUUCGCUCGACGAGACAAGAUUCCUCGGAGUCAAAGGAGAGAGAGAAAGAGAGAGAAAAUAGAGAAAGUGGCCUCGUCUUCGACCUCCGGAUACUACUGUGAUCUACGCGAUAUGUUACUGCAAAAAAAGAAAAAAAAAAAGAAAAAAAGAAAAAAAAAGAAAGAAACGAAAGAACUGGUGAAAAGGGGUGAAGGAACUGAAAAAUCGAUCGCGAUACCUCGAAUCAUGUACCUCACCUAGCUUGGCGUUGCUCUCCAAUUUGCUUGUCCAGGAUCCAUUUCUCGUCGCCGUUUGCUCGAGAAAAGGUGGCGUUGCACGAUCUGGUCGCGUUUAAUCGAGGACGAUUGCUUUUGAUGUUCACUUUUGUGGUCGACCACUCGAUACGAUUCGCAAAGAUAUCUGUCGCUGUGUGUGCGUUAACACGUUACGUGUAUUCGUUCGUUCGUAUCUUCUGCGUCGCGUUUGCGUCCUAUUAUCGUGAAAAUAGGGAGGACGACCACCGAGGUUAUUGUGCCAAGGGAAGCAGGGGAACCAAAGAUUUGCGCCACGUCGAUGAAUCGAUUCUCCGAAGGUGAGAAACGGUAGUCGAGAGGUUUAUUCAGUUGACGCGCGACCGUUCUCUAUGAUACCGAGGAGGAGGGUCGCUCGGCGAAGCUCGUUCGUGGAUAUUUAGGACGUGGAUAUCUAGACAUUACCAAGGCGCCGCAAUACGAGGACCUUUUCACGUUCAACUAAGAAAUCUAAUAAUCAAAGGGCAUGUGCCUCGCUGAAUAGAUCGAUCCGAGAAGCUUUUUAGGUCAGAAAAUUCCUCUGUAAUACUAUCGGUAUCGAGCAGAAAGGAAGGUUGAUUUUCCCUCGGGUGUGCCAGCGUAAUUGUUGAUUAAAGGAGAUCAAGCUUGUCUCCUUCGGCUCGAGCCGAAGCAUCGAUCAAACGGGACACGACGAUCGUGAAAAUGAUGGAUGCUAUUUUUCCAAGAACAUGAAGGAACCGUCGUCGAUAUCGACAAAAAAAAUUCAUAAGAUACAAAAGCAUUAGCAUUCGCUACGCGUUUGUUUUUCUUCCUUUAUCUUUUUCAAUGUAAUUUCAAUUUCGUCUUUUUUUCUUUCUUCUUUCUUUUCAAUGUAACAUUGAAAGUAAGCAUUUUAGCCGCGUUAAAUUAUUUCGAGCGAAAAUGCCAAGCUUGGUCGCAAGUUCCUUUAUCUUUUUCUUACUAAAAAAAAAAAAAAAUUAAUAGACUGCGCGUGAACGAAAAAUGAGCUUGAAAUAGACCAGUAUUUUGAUGAUAAUACUUUGAAGACGUCUAAUACCUUGAAGACGGAUUUUAGAAUCGCAUCCGUGCUUCACCUUUGAACUUUCGUCUCCUUUGUCUGCAAGCGUGAACUUCCAAUUCGAAGACGAACUUUUCCAGCUCUGCUCAUUAAAACCGGUCUCUUUCAAUUUCUACCAAAUCCUCACUCCCGCGAAAUACUCUUGCGAUCGACUUUCCCCGCACCAUACGCGACAACUGCCCCGAAUCUCGCAUUACGUAUUCAUUAUUCUCUCGUCGUUUAUCAGCAUUUAUAUUCCAAUUCUUCUCGAAAACGAACAAAGAAAGACUCGAAAACGGUAGCUCGUGGCAACGAGAGCUGUUCAUUUAAUCCUGCAUUUCGUAGCGUAAGCCGUGAAAAUGCAUUUAUCGCGGGGAAUCGCGUCGAACGAGGACUCGGACGCGGAUGCGGAAACGGAUUCGCGAGCUUGGAGCUCGCCGCUCGAGGUUUUCUUCCCUCGUCUUUUCGUGGAAAAGACGCGCUUUGCAAUUCGAUAUCGUAGCGGCAGAUAGCCCGACUCGUUCUAACGGCAGAUUUUCAAAGAAAAUUGGUACGAGAAACGAUGGCGGGCACCGACGUGCGCGAAUCUACCGAAGGAGAUUCCGCUCGUAUAAAUCGGUCGCGACCCUGGCACAAAGCACAUUCGUGGUAAUUUUAGUUUGCUCGGUGAACGCUUGAUGCGUUUCACGAUAUCGGCGAAAACAUCCUAAAUGGAAGGACGUGCACGAGAUGUGGACGAACGACGAUCAAAAGGAAUGAGGAGACAGCGCGAGGAUAACAUAUAGAAAACGAUAAGGAGAGAGAGAGUGAGAGUGAGAGAGAGAGAGAGAGAGAGAAAGAGUUAUCAGGAUGGCGAACGAGACGAGAGAGAAGAUGGCAAUAAAUUAGCCAACGAUGAGACGAGUUACGAAAAGAUAGAGACGUCAAUCGAGAAGCGUGUUUGAUAAAAGAAACGAAUUGUGGGAAGGGUGGGAUGGGUGGGGGGAUAUAAGCAGCGAGACACGGAGGUCAUUAAAUCGUGAUAUUGAACAAGAUAUCUUGUGAUAUGGAAUUUAGGUGUACUGGGGUUCACGUUGAUGAACAUAGAUAAAUAUAGAUAUAUAUAUAUACAUACAUAUAUAUAUAUAAAAUGCGUCUAUAUAUUAUAUAUUAUAAUACGUUGUAACGCUGAUUCAGAGAGGAGAAAAAAAAGGAAAAAAUAUCGCUACGAUUAUUAAAGAAAUACGCGCGUAGUGAGAAGUAGUCAGCUAAAAGAAAAUAAAAUGAAACGCGUUACAAGGAGUGAGAAUGAACAAAAAGAAAAUGGAAAAAAAAACGGUUUCGUGGAACGUUGCACGAUUAUUAUAUGUGUACGUAUGUAAUGAUAUCUUUCAAGAUUCCUGUUUUCCUUUUUAUUUCUAAUUUCUUUUGUGAUUACGAAUCUUCGUUAGCCCCCUCUUUUUUUUUGCUUUUUUUUAUUUCCUUCUUUUCGUAGAACUCCGCGUUCGCGGUACCGUUGCCGAUUAAUUUUGUCCGAGAGAGAACGUCCACUCGUCUUUUCUUCUCUCCUGUCUCCUUUUCCUUCUUUUUUUUUUUUUUUUAAUCCUUUUUUCUUUCGUAACGCGUGUAUAGCAUGUAAAGGCUCGUUCAUCCGCCGGUCGAGGAACGCGGAGGAAACACAGGCAUCCGCCAAUCGAUCUUUCGUGGUCGCGUCGGAUUUUAGUUUCACCUGGAUUUUUCGCGUUACAUUAGCAAGCAACGUCCGCGCGUGAUCCAACGAUCGAUCGUUAAUACCACUGCCAAUACCUUCCUACAUAAGUUCGGGCUCUCGUUUUCUCUUAGAUACACAGAAAAGUGAUCGCAUGUAUUAUUUACGAUCCUAGUCUCCUGCAGUGAAAAUUUCAGUAGCGUGUCCUCGUCGUCGUCGUCGUGUUCGCACAAGGAUUAUCUUAAUGAACGCGCUGGACAUGCUUAUGGGCCGUGUGUGUCAUUGUUAUAAAUAAUAGUUAGCAUUUUCACACUGGUUCGUAUAAGAAAAAAGUUUGUAUAAAAAAAAAAGAAAAGAUAAGAAAAAGACAACUGUAUAGACGCAGGUGAAACGUUUACCAUUUACUCAAGUUUUGUUUUAUAAUAUUAACCAGAGAUGUAGGUCGCUCGAGUUUUUACCUACGAUUUAAUUUAAUCGAUCACUCACUGUGCUUUACUGUGAUCAGAACGUUGUCCAUAUUCGUUGUCGGUGCAAACUUCGGCUCAAAUUAAUCAUGUGUAUACAUUACAUUAUUGACUGAUCUCGAAGAAGAUUGCGCAGAGAAAUUCGUUGAACAUCCUGCUUUUCUUCUUCUUUUUUUUUUUUUUUUUCUUAUUUUUAUUUUGUUUUGGAAAGGAAGAGAGAGAUAUACCUAUAUAGAUAUACGAUAACGAUAAGCGAUUAGGUCUCUCUAGGUUCUUCUUCGUACGUUGUUUUCUCUUCUUCUUUCCUUUAUUUUUUCCCUCCUCUUCUUUUUUUGUCUUUCUUGUUUUAAUUGCUUUCUUACUACUCAUGCAACGCGUCCCGACGCCAAUGAGUUUUAAGCGAUAGCUUUAGGCUUAUAACGUAUACACGGCCGGGAUAUAAGCGCGGACCGUUCCAAGGUCGAGGCUUUAACUCAAGGCAAACGAGGGUGUGUUCCGAUUGUCUGGAAGGCGUGCUCGAAGAUUCCUCUUCUCGUGAAAAAAACCCGCGGAGGAAAAAAAGGAACCAGAUACGGACGAUACGUUUUCGUUGCUCGCGCGCUUCGCUCGUACUUUGUAUUUCCUUUUACAUUGCUUCGUUGAAUUCUCGUGUUCGAUGCAAAACGACGAAACGAAAAAUCAAGACUACCAAUCUGCCUUGACCUUCCAUAACCGAAUUUUUCUUUCGAGAAAAAGGAUGCUGUUAAUUACAGUUUUUCGUUCUUACGAGAAAGAACUAAGAAUCGUCGAUUGUCAUAAAUGGAUUAUUUAACAAAAUAUCGAUAUUACAAGGAUAGAAAGAAACAUGUAGCGAGGUAAGAAUGAUACAAAGUAAUUCUUGAAACGUAUAAACGGAUGAAUGUAUGAAGAAUGGUCUCUUGUAAAGAGCAAACUUAGAAAUUAUCUAUCCAUGUAUUAUUUUAUCUAUUUAUUAUUGCAACGUUAUAUUGGUUGCCUGGAAGACUCAAUUGUUCGAGAUCUCGAUUUUUAAGGAAUAUGAUCGACAUAAAGAAUCAUAUCGAAAAGUUUUUCGUGGAGAAACCUGAGAGGGUUUAAAAGAACGACAUAUUCAAGUUGCGUGACAGAUAGAGGAAAUCUAUGGACGAAAAUGGAGUUUGUAUAAUGUGAUAAAUAUAUAUUGAAUCGAAAUGUAAAAUCGGAACGAGCUUUUCGAACGUUCCAAUAUUUCAUCGAUAUAUCAUGCCAACAUUAAACGAUUUAUUUAUAACCGUAACGUAACUUACAAAAUUACAUAUUGAUAUUUUUAUUUUAAUUAUCGAUUGUUGCGAUAUCACGCUUGAUCGAUACGUUGUUAUACCCGCGUGGGGCCGCGGGUUAGGAUAUUUUAUUUAUAAAAUAAUUGUUCCUAAAAUCCUGGAUCUCGGAUUAAAAUUAAAAUCUGCAAUUAGCUUCGAUCUCUUUUUCUCGCAAGUAAUUAAAAUUCUGGUUAUAGAGGAUUAAGGAUACUCUGCCUGUAAACACGGAACAAUACGUACCUAUAGCAGCGAUAUUUCUAAAAUCCGAAACGAGACAGCCUUUUAAAGGACAAUGAAACGCAAUUCUUCGCGAAUCAAGUGUUAUUUGAUAUCCAUGUAUCGUAUGUACAGGUGGUCGUCGGUGUGCUCGAUAGCCGGACGAUGAAUUUCCUAAAAGGAGCCCGGCGAACAUCAAAGCUGCCUAUUAAAAAUAAACGCUGUCACGGAUUUUCACGAUAUUCACCUGGCGGAAAUGCAUAUUAAAGCUUAACAACCGGCCACCCCCUAACCCGUGUACCUAUGUAUCGUGUCCGGGUAUGCAUGCAUCUCUUCGGCUUGUACGAACACGAAAAUGUAGGACGCGCGGCGUUUCAACGCGACAAAGGAACUAACCAGGGAAAAACGGUUCGAUCGGACGAAAACGGAACACGGAAGGGUCGAUGAAUUUUUGCAUGUUCGACCCAAUAGCGUUUGCAUCGCGUGUUUCCGUCUCUUGGGGACCGAAUGAUUUUACUCGCGGCGAGAGAAACGAAAGUCGAGGAGAGACACACGACUAAAGGCUAAAGCCGAAGUUGCUUAGAAACGACUAGAAUACUUGAUAGUAGGAUACACUUUGCGAGAAAUUGUACUUUGGUGAAUCGCAGCGAAGCGGAGUAGAUGACGAAGAUGGAGAAAGUUUAGAAAUAUAAAUCGAGGAGAAGACUUUCUCUUCGUAUGGAAAAUCGAAAUGACGAGAUCGAAAAUGGAAGCAAUUAAUCGUUGAAGAACGAAGAAUGUCGUUUACCCCGGUUUACUUGGAUCGUUGUAUCUGUUAGACCCUGCUAGAGUCUUCGAGCGUUUACGUUCUGAUAUCAGUCUCGUUUCAACAGGCAGAAGAAGCUUUGGCAAGUUUGAGGCAAACCCUAGUAUCGAAUUGAAACGAGAAAUCCGGCAUAUUGACGAUGAUCCUUCGAUUUAACGAAUCUUCGUGAAAUUUAAGAAAUCUCGUAACGAUAGCGAAGAAACAGAAAUUCAGAAACAUCGAGUCCGAAGAAUGUAGCAGGGUUGAAAGAACGUGGAAAAGGUGUUAUUCAACUGAAUGUUAGUAACACCGCGUUAAGUGCUUUUAUUAUGCGUCUGCGUCGCGAUGCGUAUGUAAUACGCAUAUUAUGGUACAACCUCGAUGCAUGGUGGAUAAUAUGUACAUACACGCGCACACACACGUACGUACACACGUACAUACAAUGUAUAAUACAUAGGACAGUGUGUUGUAUGACGGUAUAUUUUAAUAUUCAUAUUGGAAGAAAGUCGUUCGAUAGAGAAAACACGGUCGAAACAACGACAUGAACGUUAUCGGUCGCCAAUCUCUGUACAAAUCGAAAAUUAUUGAUCUCUAGUCUGUCUGAGUGUUUGUCUCUGAAUUAUUCAAAAACAAAGACGAAUAUCUCGUGAAUCGUUAAUCGAGAACGUUAUCGAAUAGAGGAUGAAACAAAGUUUCAAAGAAGGAAAAAUAAACUGAUGCUUAUACAUUGUACUGUUCGAUUUUCCGAUUUUAACAAAAGGGCCUGUAAGAAUGUGAAAGAAAAUAAGUUAUAGAGAGGAAAAGGGAAAGAAGGGAGGAAACGCACGAUACGAAAUCUUGCCAAGAUUAUUAUAAUUGAAAACUACAGGCGAAGAACACGAUAAGUCACGUUUCCCACUUUAAUAUAUUCUUCCAUCAAAGGAUAUUGCUUGACGUAAUGUUGAAAUAUUGAAAGAACAUCGAGGAUAUUAAAAUAUUGUUCGUUUUAACAAUUAUACUUUUGGCUGGACGUGACAGAAUCUUUUCGUUAGAUUGUAUACUAAAAUAUUUCUUUCCAAUCAACCGUCAUAUACUUAUCGUGUUUCUUUUUCUGUGAUUUCUAAUUAGAUACAUAUAUUAAUCCAUUAACUGCCAUAUUAUUUCUUUUUAAAAUUUGUAUAUAAUUCUGUGAAUUUUAAUUCGGUAAAUUCGAUUAAAAUACGUAUACGUAUAUUAUUAACGCGUAAGAAUAUCUCGAAUCGGUGGUCACGCACCGAUACUUCGGUAUUUGUGCAAAAUUCUUUUCGUCACCGAGCAAAAUUCAUGGUAGUUAGUUUGUUAAUUAAUACGUACAUAUCUGUGUACAUUCAUGAGUUAUAAACGUUUACGCGCGCGGUAAUUAGGGGAUUGGCGAAUUAAUCUCCGGGGACGUGGAUUUAUCGAAUUGAUCAGCGCGGCGUGGUGGCUUCAAGUUCGUUGAACGCCGGCUGCCUCGUUCCGUGACCUUACCUCUUUCCGAUCUCGCCAUUCCGGUGAAUCUCCGUGCUGCCUCCUCUCUUUUUCCUCUCUUUUUCCUCUCUUUUUCCUCUCUUUCUCCCUUUCGCUUGCCCAGUCGUCAUCGUUCGAAAAGUGAAACACGAUUGGAAUCUCGAUCCGUUUUACUCCGCUUCUAACGCGCGUUCCCGCCACUAUAACGAACAUCUCCAACGCGAACGUCAUCGUUCAUCGUCAUCGUCAUCGUCAUCGUCAUCAUCGUGAUCGCAAUCGUCGUCGUGUUCGAUCGUAAUGCUGAUUCUGUGAUUCGUAUAAAAUGAAUCGAUCGUAGCGGCGAAACCACGCUCGUCAGGUGAAAAUUCGUGUUGUUUAGCGACGAACCUUGACGGAACACGCCCAACAGCGUUUACAAAGGGCUCGAGCUAGAAGAAGUAAUAAAAGUAAUCAUUAAGCGAAUAGUGGUAAUCGAUUAUAAGCUGUAAUACUAGGUAAGGGACGAGUGGAACGGGAGACUAACAUUAAUCGAAUCGAAAUUGCACGAAGACGAGAAACGAAAGCGUGAAAGAAGAGAAGGAAAGGAGGAAGGAAGAAGUAGCAGGAAAUAAGCGAAAGGAAAGAAAAAAACGAAAAAGUCCGGUAGAUCGUAGAUAGUUCCGCUGAUAUUCUAUUCCUUUGUGUCUUCUUUUUUAUUCGCCCUUAUUUCUUUUUUUUUAUUUUCUUUUUUUUUCUUUUUUACCUAGCGACGAGAACGAUGUGUUCCGAUGUGUAUUUAUUUUAACCCGCGUCUCUCUUCCGGAGGGAACGACCAAUUGAUCGUGCGCCGUAGCGUAUCACGACUUUUAUUUCGUGUCCAACGAAGCGUGCAUUUUUAUUCGCUGUGAAACACUGCCUCUCGCCGCCACUGUGUGUUUUAUUGGCCGAACAAGCAUCGCGGAGAUCAAUUGAUUUUCACGGAUCGGUCGAACGCGACUUGAAGAUCUGUCGCGAAAAUAAAAAUGAGAAAGGAAAAGAGGAGAGAAAGAGUUGGAGGAGAAGAGAAAAAAGAAAGAGAGAGAAACAGAAAUCCUGGCGGCUUUCCCAACGGACCGUAUCACCGCGUGUUUGCUGCGGUCGAACUAAUCCGUUUGCGAAAAAGCUUUCCGGCCUCGUAAACAAACCGUUUUCAUAUGAGAUAUACAAUAGCGACUGGAACCGUAGAAUUUUAACAACACGCAACUGAUUUUUAAUCUCUGCAUGCGCGUCGAUCAAAUCGAUAUCGAACACGUAUCUUACUUCUUUACCCCCCCUCUCUCUCUUUCUGUUUUUUAAUUUUUUGUUUUCUAUGAAAAGCACGAUUGACAAAUGUGCGAAACGAUCGUGUCACGGCUCGAUAAAACACACAGUACGCGCGAAGGUAAGAUCGAUAGUCGUACAAACAAGAUUUCUGUGUCUGAAGAAAGAAAGAAGAAAUAGAAGAAAAGUAUGAGAGAAUAGUAGAGCAACGACCGAAAAUAAGUAUGCUGCCGAUAGAACUUCGUAGAGUCAUCAUAAAAGACACUUAGAAGGCGUUUGUACGAUGAAAAUGAAAAAUACUCUGUACAAAAUAUAUAUGUUAUAUAUAUAUAUAUUACAUACACACGCAUAUGCAUAAAUAUCCUCCCUCGAUUUAACGAUGUUCUUUUUCGCACGCGUACGUUUCUGCACGCAACCCUUUUAUCCUUAUAUCCGCGGAUCGUCUUCUGAAAGUGGUACCGUUCGUUCCACGAUAAUAUGUAUUUUGUAUUAUCGUUCGUUUUUAGUCAACUUACUACCCGCUUUAAGGCCUUUUCUAUAUUUUUUAGUCGCAGAACGCUCGCCGUUAAACGCGCGAGCGAGCGAGAUAUUUCGUUCGAUCAUGUGCCGCUGCAACGGAGAGAAAGAAUAAUGGAAAAAGUAAUGAAUGAGAAAGUAUGCGAGUAUGUGCGUGUAUUAUGAGUGUGUGCACAUGAGGAGAAAAAGAAAGGAGAAUAAUAACGUCUUUCACGCGUAAAGAUAUUUUAGCCUGUCAUCGUUCGCGCAUCAAUUGUACCAUACAAAACAAAUCCCUCGAUUCGUGCGUUUUCAUCAUUGCGUUUACACUUAAUUUUAAUUGAAUCGACCUCUAACGAUAUCUAUGAUCGUCUUGUAUUUGAUUGUGUACCUCGAUUUGUAUAUAUAUACAUAUAUAAAGAAAGAUAAAAAAAAAGAUAAAAAAAGGUGAAAAUAAGAAACGAAUCGUCCCUCAUUGAAUGGCGGACGAUUUUAAAACGAAAAGUGACUGACUUUAGUACCUCUACGAUAUUACACCCUUUACUUAUCAUCAUUGCAAUCUUCUACUUUCUUUGUUUUUUUCUUUUUUUUUUUUUUUUUUUCCAUGAACGGAUCAUCGUUCUCAUUUCGUGGAUUAGUUGCAGCGGCAGCUUAAUAAUAACCACCCCCAUCGAGCUACUGCACGCUUCUGAUACGUCUUGUCUCGAGAGAGUAUGCGUAUGAACCGUCUUUUGUUCGUUAAUUUGUUCUCUCCACCCUGUGCUUCGCUCUACCACAGAUAGAUUAGACUGCGGAUUCUUAUACAAUUUCACGUAUUUACGAAUACACCUGAAGAAAUGGAAUCUAAAUAGCAAUUUGUUUCGCUCAUUAAAUAUUAUAGCUAGUAUUGCACUUUGCAGAUUUUACACAGUUUCGUGCUUUGUAUGCGUUCUGUGCAUCCUUGUACCUUCAGAUUUCACCUUCAAAGUUCACCUUCGUAUAGAAAAUAAACGUAUAAUAAUCCGCAGCCUACGCGCGAUUAAGAACGUUAAGUUUCGUAGGGUAAAACGUGAUUUCUUAAGCGGCAAUGCAAAACCUCUGAUCUCUAACACGCGCGCAUACGAUAUUAUAAUACAUACGCAUUUGGUGCGCGCGUAUACAUACGUGUAGAUAAAAAUACGUUAAAUUAGUAAACGAAAUGCGGAGAAUCAUGUUCGUUUGUUGCGUCCAACAUCCUCCUUUUUCUUUUUUUUUUUUUCUUUUUGUUUUGAUUUUUGACCCCUUUUCUUCGCGCUCGCCUGUUCCUCGAGUACGAACGAACAGGGGAUGGAACCAACGCGUCGUUGUACAUCCUCUCGUCAGGAGAACGCAACUUAUACAUAUAGAAUAUAUAUGAAUGGUACGAUUCGAGCGUUUACGAUGAUUAGACGUGUAAAUGGUGUAGACGCGGUGAUAAGCACGUGGGAUAGUUAUUAUAAAAUGUCUUGUCGCCACAUUUGUCGGGAAACCCCUGGAAACCUCCGAUACACAAGCGUAAUUGUAACGCGUUCUCGCCGAGAGUCACGAGAACGAGAAACUGAUUUUUUAAAGAACUGCUCUGACUUGAUUAAUAAGAAACGAAAUAAACGCUGCUUGAGACAGUUAA
Bombus pascuorum is the source of this 16210-nucleotide messenger RNA. RefSeq names its product dual specificity tyrosine-phosphorylation-regulated kinase 2-like. Gene Ontology annotation, biological process: peptidyl-serine phosphorylation; peptidyl-threonine phosphorylation. NCBI's taxonomy places the organism in Eukaryota, Metazoa, Arthropoda, Insecta, Hymenoptera, Apidae. Bases 3025 to 5364 code for a protein of 779 amino acids. The transcript has 2 exons. Gene Ontology annotation, cellular component: nucleus. The record is from RefSeq and is a predicted model, not a curated record. Gene Ontology annotation, molecular function: protein serine/threonine/tyrosine kinase activity; protein serine/threonine kinase activity; ATP binding.